UAGUCGUACCGCCAAAACCCGCGAGAUGAGAUUUGUGACGUCGUGGCGAGCUGUCCGGCAGGAGAGAAGGAGCUGGGGAUUUACGGCUUUGCGGGGCGUUUAAGCAGCGAUUCGGGACUUCGGUCUUUGUUAAGAGAAUUGAGUGUGUCCCGCGAAAAGCGACAAAAGCUGUGUUCAUUGUUGAUGGCAUGGACCACUCUGAGGGAAAGAAUUUGAGGAAAUAAAAUACAAACGUUGAAGUGAUUAAACUUGUGACACCAGGAAUAAAGGAGAAGCUGGCCCUUCUCAUCCUUUACUGAAAGAAAACAAUAUUAUUCUUGCUAGGCUUAAAAAAAACUGCUCAAAGUGUCAGGAUGCGUUCCCUGGCUGUGUGUGAUUUGCGUCCUAGAUGACACGGAAGUCAAGGGUAAAGUGUAAAGUGUAAGUCACAAAAUCAUCGUAAACUCUUCAGUACCAUGUGAUCCUGCAUCGCUUUUACGUAGUCGGGAACUAACAUUAAAGUGUCAGCAUGGGAAGGAAAAAGAAAACCCUGCAUGAUUAUGCUGCCGAAUUCACAGAUCUGGCCGUAAAAAGACAUUUAAUCGAACACAAGGAUUCCGGAGAGACUUCAGUGGUUGAAACUCUGUAUUGCAAAUCCUGUGAGCUGCCCAUGCGGGUUAGAAGGGAUCGCAUCCUAGAGCACUUAGCUUCAGGAAGGCACUACAGGAACCGGCGUCUGAUUAAGCAACAUGGGACUAGAACCCCUCUUCUCCUAUCGACUGGUGCAGAUCUUGGAUCAAGCCUUCCUAUGGGACUGGACACAUCUCUGGUUCCACAGACAUCUUUUAUACUUCCCUCUAAUCCAUGCAGUUCUAGUAUCAGUACAAGUGCCAGAGGUAAUGUAGUACCCUCUCCACCAUCAUACCACCAUCCACCCUUGCUUCCUGUCCACCGGAACACCAUCAGUUCUACUACCAGUGUUAUAUCAGGCAGAGAAGAUGCAACCCCAUCUACGUCCUCCACCCAUCAGUCAUCAUUUGGUGCUAUUCAUAUACGAAAUCCACCUAUGUCUUCAAAGCACACCAACCAAAGGCACGUUAUAUCCGAAGCUUCCAACAGUGUGGUACCUGGAGGGAUUUAUACCAGUAGCAAUACCAGAGGAAAUCAAAUUGGUCUUGCAAUAAUUGGAGUAAGUUAUGCCAGUAAGGCACUACUGCGGAGCUUAAAUGAAGAAAAUGGGUGCUGUCUUUAUUACAUUGUGGAAGACCAGAGGUCUGAAGUUGAAGGGGUUUUCAGCAGUGAAAUACUGUCCAAGACCAGGGUGCUGCAGGAACAGGAUGUAGAUAUUGUUCUCAAUGACCGGCGAGUAUCAGGGGUGAUUAUUUGUUCUCUACCAGAAGUAGCUGCUGUGAUGACUCUGGAGACUUUAAGAGCUGGGAAGGCUGUGCUGUGCGAGAAGCUCUUAAGUACCAGUCGACAAACGGUGGAGGCUUGUUUUGAUGAAGCAGACAGAUAUGGGAAGCCAUUGGUCUGUGGCUUUUAUAAGCGGUUUGACCCAGCAUUUAAGUUCCUGCACGAGAAAGUACGUGAGAACAAGUCUCUUGGGAGAAUUCAGAAAAUCUCAACAGUCAGCCGGAUAUAUCCCUCUGUUCCUCUGAAUAACCUAAAAAUGUCAGGGGGACUCUACUAUAACACUGCCAUGUUUGAUAUUGAUAUUGUCACCUGGUUAUUGGGAGAAAGAAUCCCUGACACAGUCUUCUCUCUGGGACAUGCCUUCUGUUCAGAUAUGAGUGCCAUGAAGGAAGCAGACACUGCCACCAUCUGUAUGAAAUUUGCUAGUGGAGCCGUCGUUAGUCUGGACAUUAGUCAGCACUGUACAAAAAGCUGUGACCAGAGGCUGGAGGUACACGGUUCUCAAGGGACAUUACGUAUCGACAAUCAGAAUCCACUGGGCAUUACAGAGAAUGGGACAUCAGUUCCAUUAUGUUCUCAAACACACGAAGAAAGAUAUAGGGAAGCGUAUGCAGAACUUUUUCGACACUUUCUUCGAACAAUCAAAGGGAAAGAGCAACCUAAAGUUAUCAAAGAGCAGUAUAUCUGGGCUCUACAAGUAGCAGCGGCGGCUGAGCAGUCGUGGCACAGCGGUUCAGCUGUAGAUCUGCGUAAUGAAGUCGUAGACGUAUCAAUUAUUAAGACUGAAAUAGUUUGAGUAGAAGUCCUGCUUUAGAGCUUCUGAGGGAGGAUUGAUUUGGCUUUAGCAGGUGGUGAACUCACCCUCUAAUUCUCUUGCAGGCUCCCUACAGUUACGGACCCCACUAUUCUUGCACUUACAUUGCAGUGGCCAAGCAGUGUUACUAACAGUGUUGCUUUACACAGAGACAUACUUUAUCUUUCAGAUGUCUGUCGUUAGAAAGAAAAAUAUUUAUUAUUCAAUUCUAAAAUAGGAUGGCUGGAAAUCUGGGCCACUCUUUGUUUGGAGACACAUCUCCUGCCAUUGCCACAUUUCUCUUGAAACUCUGCUUAUUAAUAGAACAAGAACUUAUUUUAUCAUGGGGAUUCUGGUGUGAUACAUCCCUUUAUUUCCUCCCUUUUAUUCUGCCACUCUCUAUUCAGUGAAAUUAGAA
Molecule: messenger RNA, 2603 nt
Organism: Xenopus laevis (African clawed frog)
Lineage: Eukaryota; Metazoa; Chordata; Amphibia; Anura; Pipidae
Gene: gfod3.L
Product: myo-inositol 2-dehydrogenase
Exons: 10
Coding region: 509-2188 (559 amino acids)
Source: RefSeq, a predicted model, not a curated record